Molecule: messenger RNA, 3451 nt
Organism: Arachis ipaensis
Lineage: Eukaryota; Viridiplantae; Streptophyta; Magnoliopsida; Fabales; Fabaceae
Source: RefSeq, a predicted model, not a curated record
UCUUUUGAUAAUUUUUAAUUUGUUGUUACUCUAAGUUAUUCUUAUCGUCUAAUGUUCCAGUUCGAUUGUCUUUUGCCACAAUCAUUUACAAUGCAUCACAUCCAUGAAAUACCUCAUCGAGUUGUCCUCACUGAUUCGGGUUCCAACUACAUGGAUGUAAGCGUUCAAAGAAGAGGCAAUAGUCUCUACUUUAUCGAAUGAUGGUUGGAUCUACUCACCUAUUAUGACCAACCUAAUGGAAUGUGAUUAAAGUUAGAUUUCUUAGGAGGAGCUCGAUUUUUGAUUGAGGAAUAGCAUCUACGGAACUUUAUAGGGCAAGUUCAAGUUCCAUUCCCUCCAUGCUUUUUAUGUUUGCCUGAAAAUCUUCGAAGUGGAGCACAUAAUGAAAUUGAAUUCCCUUAGUUUCAGUUCAGUUUUGCUAAAUUCGUGACAAAUUCAGAUAUGCAGUUUCAACGAUUGGUAAUUGUUACGGUGGGUAACCGGAGAUUGAUGGGCUGGAUGGAGUUGGUUGGCCCAAAUGUGUGAAGGAGGAGGAUUCCGAAAGGAUCUGCAACUCGGGAGGCUCCGUCCGACUUGUUUGUGUGAGGAGAUGGGGGUGGUACCUGCAAAGACACUCCGAUGCCUAAGUCAGCAAGGGUGUAAGCAGGUCUAGAGAGUAUUGGGCUUAGAGAUACCUGAGGGGUGUCAAUGUAUUUAUAGUGGUGAACUAAUAACCACCGUUGGAGUAGUGCCAUAUUUUUAAGGUGUUAACCGUCCCAUUAUCUUAGGGAGGUUAAGAUAUGGCUCGUGGAAGUGGUUAGAGAGAUUCUAGGGGUAGUUACUCAUUUAAAUGAGUGUUUAUCCGCCAGCUAAUCUCGUGCCCAACUUCUUUAGAACAGGUCGUGGUGAGUACCGACUUCAUAGGAUGAAGAUUGGUACUGGUGAGACCCAACCCUUUGGAUUAGGUCCUUUGCUUGAUCCUGGGCCUUUAUUAUUGGGCCAGGGUAUGAACAGUGCCCCUACUCGUGCCCAAUUUUUUCAAGAUUUGGGUUCGAGUAUUCUGCUCGGGGUCGUAGCCGACUUGUUGGAGGACCGACGUGAUUUUCUGAAACCGAUGUGACUUUCCGUGUCCUUUUGGUUCUGACAGUUACGUCUAAUCAAGUGUCGUGUCCGUUAGGGAUGUGCGUAGGUCUUGGUAACGGUGCAUUCUCAUUAAUGACUGCCCCGCUUUUACCAUUAUACCCCUUAGCAUGUUUAUAAAUACUUUCCCUCUCUUUCAUUUUUUCGUUUCUGCAAUUUUUCAAAUUUCUUCUUUCUUCGUUCGUGCUGCGUUCUUGUGUUUGGAGACUUCUGCUUCUUCCAACCUUCACUUUUUGGCUAAAGGUUAGCUUUUCUUCUUUCAUGACAUGCUUUGUGUUUUGCAAGCUUUUAUUUUAUAGGUAGAUAGUUUGGUUUGUAGAUUUUGGUUCCGUAUCUCCUCCCUUUAGAGACCGUGUUUUUUAUUUUCCUUUUCUUUUUCUUUUGUAGGUUUUUGUCACCCUUUAUAAGAAAAAGAAAUGGCUUCCGUAGAUGUUCUUUCUCAAUGGGUUGAUGUCACGGUCCUAGGGGAGGAACCCUUGGUCGAUGCUGAGUUUAUUACUCAUCUUCGUACUCACCACAGGAUUUGUACUUCUGAGGAGGACGAGCCAAAGUAUGAGUUGGUAGUCCCGGGUCCAGAAGACCGGGUUUGUCUUGGGAGGGCCAAUGAGGCGGCCCUUCAUUUUUUCUUUAUGUAUGAAUGUAUGAUCACCCGUCUGGGUGUUUUUCUUCCUUUUUCGCAUUUUGAGAUGUCUGUUUUGCACCACUGUCGAGUUGCCCCUACCCAACUUCACCCCAAUUCUUGGGGUUUUCUGAAAAUUUACCAAUUUAUUAGUCACGCUUUGGACUUUCCGACCUCUUUGAGGAUUUUCUUCUAUCUUUUCCACAUGACUAAGCCCUUUAGUGGGCUAAAUAACAAGCAGCAAUGGGUGUCUUUCCGAGCCAUACAAGGUCGGAGAAUUUUCACCCUUUUUGACGAAUCCUUCCACGACUUCAAAAAUUAUUUUUUCAAAGUGCAAGCUGUAGAGGGUCACCACCCCUUUUUCUUGGAUGAGAAUUUUUCCCCUCGUUUUCCCCUCUAUUGGUUGGAGGCCUCCCCCUGUGAGAAGUACGGUCUGGAUGACCUGGAUGAGGUGGAGGCGGCCAUUGUGGGGUUUUUCCGAGAAGUGUGGGGGAGGGCCCCAUACUUGGAUACCAGGAAAUUCCUCCAGGGAUCGCCGAACUUUGUUCGGUCGCAGCUAGAUAUGGCAAGGAAGAAUGCUCAAGAAUCUUACCAGAGAGUUCAGGAGGCUAAAGCAAAGUCCCGGGCCAGGGCUGGUGGUGCCAGGGCAAUCAUCUCUCCUCCUCCUCCUCCUCCUCCUCCUCCUCAGAACGUGGGGACUCCCUCUCAGCCCAUUGUGAUUUCUUCUUCAGCCUUAUCUCGGCCGCUCCCCUCCGCCCGACUUCUUUCUGAGCCAAAGACGAAGAAGCGCAAGACUUUAGAGUCUGGCUCUUCUUUUGAUGGUGGGGUUAAGGCGGAUGCUCUUGCAUUCGUCCGAAAGAACAUCUAUCCUCAUAUAAGUAUGAAUGAUGUUUCUGUUCAAAACCACCUCACCACUCUGGCUGAGGAGAGUUUUAGGGCGGCAGGUGUUUGUGGCAAGCUUUUGGAUAUUUUUGAGAAGACUUCUCUCAGCUCUUUGGGGUUAACCUCGAAGGUUGAGGAGCUGGAGGGGAGGCUUCUUUCUUAUCAGGAGCAUGAGAGGGAGUUGAAGGAGGAGGUCGCCAAGCUGAGGGCGGAGAGAGAUAGCCUUCGGGAGAAGGAGAGUAAGUUGCGAGCCCAAUGCAACAUGGAGGCGAGUUUGAGGAAGACAGCACAGGAGAGUUAUCAGAGUUUAUUUCAAGAUCUUGUGUCUGUGAAGAAGGAUUUGCUGAACUCUCGAAAUGCGUAUGCCGAGUUGGAGGACUCUGUCGCUGAUGGUGCCGAGGAGGCUUGGAGGAUUUUCAAGGAGCAGGUCGGAGUUAUUGUUCCUGACUUGGAUCUUUCUCCUUUAGAUCCAGACAAGGUCGUCAUUGACGGUGCUAUUGUGGAUCCUCCUGCCCCCGUGAUCGUUUCCGAGUCAGAAUUUAAGACUCGGGGGCAGAGGAUUAUUGAGUCCCCUCCUCGUUCCAAGGACGCUUCGAGUUCUUCUGUUGUUCCUCCGAUUUCCUCUUCAUCUCCCGUGGUUGCCUCUCUUCCUGAUCCUGGUGGCGCUCUUCCUGACUCUGGUGGUGGUGAUCCGUCUACUCCUCUGCAGAAAUAACUUUUUUAUGGCUAUAUGGGGGCUCGGCCUGUGAGUCUCCCCUUUUUUAAACUCUUUGCUUGUUGGUGGUGUUUGGACAAUUUCUUUUGGCCUUUUAAGGCCGUAAACAAAAUAUU